Molecule: messenger RNA, 3178 nt
Organism: Myotis davidii
Lineage: Eukaryota; Metazoa; Chordata; Mammalia; Chiroptera; Vespertilionidae
Product: gap junction alpha-5 protein
Exons: 3
Biological process (GO): cell communication
Cellular component (GO): connexin complex
Source: RefSeq, a predicted model, not a curated record
CCUUCUGCACCCGCGCUUCACUUCUUCCGGGCGACCCACCAAUGAGGGAGUCAGCAACGAAGACUCUUGACAGACCAAACCAAAGCACCUCAUUCUUUGCCUGGAACUAUUUUAUACUUCCGUGGGGACUUGCAAGGAACAAGUGACAGAGUCAGACGGAUCAGAGGAAAAGUCUUCAGGGCCUGAGGAGAGUUUGUAAAACUUGCCCCAAAUCCUAGAAGUGUGUCUGCCUGCUGAGCCGCGAUGGGCGACUGGAGCUUCCUGGGAGAGUUCCUGGAGGAGGUGCACAAGCACUCCACGGUGAUCGGCAAGGUCUGGCUCACGGUGCUCUUCAUCUUCCGCAUGCUGGUGCUGGGCACGGCCGCCGAGUCCUCCUGGGGCGACGAGCAGGCGGACUUCCAGUGUGACACCAUGCAGCCGGGCUGCGAGAACGUCUGCUACGACCAGGCCUUCCCCAUCUCGCACAUCCGCUACUGGGUGCUGCAGAUCAUCUUCGUGUCCACGCCGUCGCUGGUGUACAUGGGCCACGCCAUGCACACGGUGCGCAUGCAGGAGAAGCGCCGGCUGCGCGAGGCCGCCCACGGGGCCGGGGAGGGCCAGGGCGCCGGCUCCUACGGCUUCCCGGCGGCCGAGAAGACGGAGCUGUCCUGCUGGGAGGAAGCCAACGGCAAGAUCGUCCUCCGGGGCACCCUGCUCAACACCUACGUGUGCAGCAUCCUGAUCCGCACCACCAUGGAGGUGGCCUUCAUCGUGGGCCAGUACCUGCUCUACGGCAUCUUCCUGGACACGCUGCACGUCUGCCGCCGCAGCCCCUGCCCCCACCCCGUCAACUGCUACGUGUCGCGGCCCACGGAGAAGAACGUCUUCAUCGUCUUCAUGCUGGCGGUGGCCGGCUCAUUUUCUUGGAAAUACCAUCUAGAUAGUUUCUGGUUCAGUUGUUUGAGAACCCAGAUAUCUCAGAGCUUCCUAGUAAGAGGUUUUUCAUUUUAAGCCCGCUACGCUCCGGGCUGCACGCCGCCCCCCGACUUCAGCCAGUGCCUGGAGAACGGUCCUGGGGGCAAGUUCUUCAACCCCUUCAGCAACAGGAUGGCCUCCCAGCAAAACACGGACAACCUGGCCACCGAGCAGGUGCGUGGCCAGGAGCAGAUGCCCGGGGAGGGUUUCAUUCACAUCCGCUAUGCCCAGAAGCCGGAGGCGCCCAAUGGCGUCUCCCCAGGGCACGGCCUCCCCCAGGGCUACCAGAGGGACAAGCGCCGACUGAGCAAGGCCAGCAGCAAGGCCAGGUCCGAUGACCUCUCGGUGUGACCCUCCGGUGGGGGGGACUAGGACCAAGUGGGGACCAAGGAGGCUCAGAGAAGGAAGAGGGGUUCCUGCCGACCCCACCUGUCUUGUUCUCAGCACCGCUCUGCUCCUUUGGGGCCGGUGCUGUCAGAGAUCUAGCCAGGCCUCUGUCUCUCCCCCACCCUCCACCCAGUGCACUCAGUGAAGACUCAGGUUACUCGCUCAACAGGGGAGAGCAAGGGAAGGGACCGAGGCAAAAUCUGACCUGGGAGGGGUAGCCAGCGAGAGAGGAUGAUUCUCUCCACACCAGCCACGUGCCAGAGGGUUCUCUGAGUCUCUAUGGCGCCUGUGAACUGAGUACCCUUCCUCCUGCAAGGAAGACCCCAGAGCUCCUAGCAGUGAAGAGCAUGAGCCAAGGAACUUGCAUGAGGUGUGCUCUGGAACCUGUGGUGUCCACGGGCCAAGUCUUGCCGGCAGCGAGGUUGCCUUGGACCGCCCUUGGCUGCCGCUGCCUCUACCCAGUCUUACCUAAAAAGAGGUCCUUGGAGCUUGACCAGCAGCCUCGACUUUACAAGUGCCUUGGUAUGCACGCCUGGCAAAGGUCCCGCCUUUACUCUGCCAGGGGGUGGGCGCACGCAGGCCAGGGGUGCACGCAGGCCAGGGGCCGUGCGUUUCCCUUGGGAGCCACUGUGCGCAGACUCCCUGGAAUUCCUGCCACCACCUGCCCUGUAGCUCUUCACAGUUCAGCCCGAUGACAGACACCAUGCCUUCCUGGCCUCCCGUGGCUGUUCACCCAGUGCUCCCCGACAGGCCUUACCAGCCAGGAGACCCAAGGAGCCAUCGUCCUCUCUCAGAUCCUGACCAGAUUGCCAGCCACGGAGGCCAGUGGAAUUUCCCCAGGUCUUAUUAAAACAAAUAGAACAUUGUGCUUCUCAGAGUCCCCUUGGGGGAAAAAAGCAAGUCUGCUGUGAAGAUGAAAAUUAAAAGAGGAGAGAAAAUACUGGAAAAUGAUUUUUUCUUCCUAUUUAUUUCCCUCGCUGACUGCCAAUUAGAGUGCCGAGAAGAGGUGUGAUGACAGCGAUGGAAGCCCCCAGCUCCUUCUCCCCGAGGGCAUAGACAUGUAGGGGAAACACCAGCUCUCCUGGCAGGGUUCUCCUGUAGGAGCACAGAGAUCCCUGUGGCCCCCUGGUGCUCCUAAUGAAGCUGCCGGGAGGGGACUUCAGAAAAGCCCGCUUUGCCCAGGGACUGGGCUGGACUCUCCAUUCAGCCCAUGCAUAAUGGGUUGUCAUUUUGGAUGAACGUAAAGGAUGCUCAGAAUUGGAUUCUGAGAUGUAUAGGGAAAUGGUUACUUUUAAAAAUGCCUGUGUGUGGGAGGGAGUCGGGGGGGUGGUGGCACGCGCACACACACGCGCCUGCUGAUGGGGUGGGGGAAGGGAAAAGGAGGUCUGAAAUAAGGAAAGGAAACCUUGGAGAACCUUGUGUCUUUCUGCCUGCCCCUCUGAUGCCUCACAGAGGGGCUGAGCCUCACUGUUUUCAGGAUUGUCAGCCCAAAGGGAUGGGCGUAAGAGGUGGGACAGAGGAGGGUGUGGGCUCAGAGGGAAGCUGAGCCUCUAGCCCACAUGCCCAUCUCCUGGCCCCUCUGCUGGCAUUUGGAGGUGACUGGUGGGUGGAAAGAAGGCUGAUGGUAGAGGGAACUGACUGGGACACCCUCUUAUCUGUUGUCUGGCGCUGGCCUUAAGACUCUGCAAAACAAAGCACUAAAGACUCCCUCUCCUUCCAUCUCUGAGAUCUUUGUUUUGUGAAAUGAGUGUUCUUGAAUUAGAAACGCCGUGAGACCAGUUUUUGAUGAUGGGCCUUUCCGGAAGGAAAAAGAAAAUAUUAUGUGUAGUUUGUCUUA